Molecule: messenger RNA, 1215 nt
Organism: Candidozyma haemuli
Lineage: Eukaryota; Fungi; Ascomycota; Pichiomycetes; Serinales; Metschnikowiaceae
Gene: PEX3
Product: Pex3p
Exons: 1
Coding region: 1-1215 (404 amino acids)
Biological process (GO): protein import into peroxisome membrane
Cellular component (GO): peroxisomal membrane
Molecular function (GO): protein-macromolecule adaptor activity
Source: RefSeq, a predicted model, not a curated record
AUGCCUGUGUUCCCGACGUUGGCGGCGUUCUUUCGCCGUCAUAAGAGAAAGAUCCUCUGGACUUCCGCGGUGGGCUUUUCAGUGUACUUCCUUGUGAACCAGUUCAUCAUCAAGAAGUUCCGUAACUUCCAGAAUUCUUUGAAGCAAGAGCUUUUUGUUAAAGAGCAGAUAAGACGUCGUUUUAUCCAGACCCAGCAAGAUUGCUACUUGACCAUAUUGGCCUUGUUGCCAGUGUUAACUCAGCCUGUGCUCAACUUUUUGCCUACUGAGGCGAUCACCCUGGCUCUCAAGAGAAAGAAGAACGUCAAUAAGGAAAUGAGCGAUUCAUUAACCACUGAGAACUUGAUGGCUCAUUCCAACCAGGACAAUGCCGCAUCGACUUCGGAUUUGCUGGUUUUCUUAUCCAAGUCCAAACUCGAAUUGUGGCACGACUUGAAGGUUAAGUCCAUCUCCAGAAUCCUUGCGCUCAUCUACUCCGCUGCUGGCUUGCUUUUGCUUACUCGUCUCCAGCUCAACAUCUUAGCUCGUAAGGCGUAUCUUGAGCUGGCAAUUGUGAUGGCGGGAGGUUCUGUGCCGCAAAACUCCCAAUCCUCAUUUGACUACUUUAUUGAGCAAAGUUAUCUCUCCUUGAGUUGGUGGCUCCUUAACCAUGGUUGGAUGCGCAUGGCCAACGGACUUGAAAGCCUCGUGGAGAGCAAGUUCAAGGAGAUAACGCCUAAGACCGAAUUGUCUGUGGAUACCUUCACCCAAAUGCUCGCUGAAAUUAACGCCGGAGUCAUUGCCGAUGGCCAGCUCGUGAAGAACCUUCUUUUCCCAACCGAAUAUGAUAACUUGAUCGAGACCCUUAUGAACACCAACCCAGAGCUCGUCAAUGAACUCGAAAAUCAAGACUCCAACCUCGUGAAGCUCAUCAAUGAAACCAACUUCAUCAUAGCGAACGACUUCACCUUGCAUGUAUUCUCUCUGCUUGUGAGAAACGGUGUGGACACAUUGGGCGACAGCAUCUCCGUUGCUCUCAACCCUGAAAACGUUCCCGGAAGAUUACAUAAGCUCGCUACCUUUUUGGCGCAGUUGUCAGUCCAGUCUAGUGUGAUCUGCGAUCCACAGAACGCCGAAGAGGAAGGAGAAGUCACUGGAAACAUCUACAUCAACAACUUUAACGACUUAGACGAACUUGAUGAGUUCAGCGCCAGUAUCUAUUCAAACUUUGAAUAA